CUCUCAGCAGUCCGUCACCUCGGUAACCCAGAACGACCCACUCACUCACGAGGGAAUCCCAAGGACGUCACAGAAGCCACCAGCCAGUCAGGAGCACCGCGUUUUUCCCCGAGGCCAGCCGGCGAGGGAAAUUCGACUUCGGCAAAAAGAGCGCAAAGCUGUUGCGCAGCUGUUGGAACGGGAGCAGAGGAAACCUAGUCCACAAGCGAGGAGUUUGCAGCCAUUGUGGCAAAAUCUUUUUCAUGUCAGAGACUGAGCACUCUUGCAGUUGUUUAUGUCAUCACCUCUUCUCCAGACAGAAGAUACCCAAAAAGCCUAUUCAAGAGCUUUUUAUCUUGCUGAUAGUGCCUCAGAACACUUAAAAUGUCUGUCAAUGUCAACCGCAAUAUGUCAGACCAGUUCUAUCGCUAUAAGAUGCCCCGUCUGAGUGCUAAGCAUGUUAACCCAAAGAAGCAGACCAUUGGAAGCUCUUGCAAGGCUUGUGGUUAUCAGGGAAUGCUGGAUACUCGGCACAAAUUGUGUACAUUCAUACUCAAAAGUUCACCUGAGAGUGAAAGCAGUUGUGUGAAAGAGAAGAAGGAGAAGAAAAAAAGAAAGAAGGAUAAGGAUAAGGAGAAUGGCUCUGGAAGUGGCGAGGCUGUGAACCAUAAUGACAUUGAUGCACCAGAUGCUGUGGAUGGAGAGGAAGAUGAUGACUGGGCAGAGGAAAUCACAGAGGAGGCCCAGCGUCGUCGUAUGGAGGAAAUUAGUGACCAUGCUAAGAACCUGACCCUCAGUGAGGACCUGGAGAAACCCCUAGAGGAAAGGGUCAACCUGUUCUACAGCUUUGUCAAAGAAAAGAAAGAUAGUGGAGCAAUAGACUCUGCUGAUAAGGAGAUUCUGGCUGAAGCAGAAAGGCUGGAUUUAAGAGCCAUGGGACCACUUAUAUUGAGUGAGCUGCUGUUUGAUGAGAAGAUCAGAGACCAGAUCAAGAAAUACAAACGGCACUUCCUACAGUUCUGCCACAAUGAUAAGAAGGCUCAGAAGUAUCUGCUGUCAGGCUUUGAGUGUCUGAUGAAGCUUCAUCAAAGUCAGCUGCUUCCACAAGUGCCCAUAAUUCUCAAAGAACUCUAUGAUGCUGACCUACUGGAGGAGGAUGUCAUCUUGACUUGGGCCAAAAAGGUCUCUAAGAAGUACGUUUCCAAGGAGCUGGCCAUGGAGAUCCAUGCCAAAGCAGCUCCUUUUGUCAAAUGGCUUAAGGAAGCAGAAGAGGAGAGUGAGGGGAGUGAAGUCGAGGAGGAGAGAGAUGAUGAAAAUGUUGAGGUUGUGUACUCUUCCUCUGCACGAAAUCUGAUGGUGGAGACUUUUCAGCAAGAGAAAACCAAAGAGGAGGAUGAUCUUGAUAUAGAUGCCAUUUAAAAAUAUGACAAGUAAAACAGCAGCUUGGAACCUUGCUACAUUCUACUCUGAUGAUGAAAUGGAUUGCAAUGGCCUCCUCUUUACCUCUUUCUCCUUCAUGGGUUUGCUUCUACAGUUCAGAUUUUUUUAUUCUGUUCGUCUUUUUAACUAAAUAAA
Danio aesculapii is the source of this 1554-nucleotide messenger RNA. RefSeq names its product eukaryotic translation initiation factor 5-like. Gene Ontology annotation, cellular component: cytosol. The record is from RefSeq and is a predicted model, not a curated record. The transcript has 9 exons. The coding region runs from base 364 to 1398 and encodes 344 amino acids. Gene Ontology annotation, molecular function: eukaryotic initiation factor eIF2 binding; translation initiation factor activity; GDP-dissociation inhibitor activity. NCBI's taxonomy places the organism in Eukaryota, Metazoa, Chordata, Actinopteri, Cypriniformes, Danionidae. Gene Ontology annotation, biological process: formation of translation preinitiation complex; translational initiation; formation of cytoplasmic translation initiation complex.